Molecule: messenger RNA, 1560 nt
Organism: Lachancea mirantina
Lineage: Eukaryota; Fungi; Ascomycota; Saccharomycetes; Saccharomycetales; Saccharomycetaceae
Source: the annotation of a GenBank genome assembly
AUGCAUUUAAGCCAAUGGAAAUAUGUCGAGACCACGAGUUCUGGGCAACCAGUUCUGAGAGAUAAUGAACAGGACAUUUACGUGGAACAAGUUGUCGGGUUAUACCAGGGUAAAGCGAAAAUGAUAGGGAAACAAAAAGGACGGAUUUAUCUCACGACGCAACGAUUAAUAUAUAUGGACGAUGCCAAACCAAAAGAAGAAAGUAUAGCACUUGAGCUAGACGAUAUUACCUCUGUGGAAUACUCGUCUAAAUUCCUUAAGAAAUCUGCAAAGUUGAUCCUGUUUUUGUUGAAGCCGAAUGGAUCGUCAUUGCGAGAAGACAAGGAGAGGGGAUUUACCGUAAAUUGGGUGUGUCCCAUCUGCAUGAUGACGAAUGAGUCUAGUAGUGAUUUGAAUGAAUCUUUACAAGAGAUGCCACCUUGCAUUAAUUGCGGCAUUCGAGCUGAUUACGAAAUGCUUAAGGACUCUAUAAGCAGAAAUCUGAGCGAUUCACAUGGGGAAGCUCCAAACCAGGAUUUAGGGAGCAUUGAAUGUCCUGCAUGCACUUUUCUCAAUAACUUAUACAUGAGUAAUUGCGAAAUCUGUGGAUGUCGAUUGCCUACAGAAAACAAGGCAGUGAGGACCGUAGGCUUCAAAGACUCCAGAAUAAAAGUCAAAUUGGAAUCUAGCGAUGGAAUUUACGAAAAUUCCAAGAGUUACGUGCAGCUAAGCUUCCGAAAAUCGGACGGUACAAUGUUAUGGCAAGCUACACAAAAGGUGUUAGAGGAUAGAGAGAGAAAAAGGAACAGUCCUAUUUUAAAUCAGGGAGUUACAACCGUUAAUGGUGUUAGUAUCAACGAGGAAAUAACUUUGACCGAAGAUAAAUUGAGCAAAGUUGGCAUCGCAGGAUUGGAGAAAGCACAGGAAAAUCAAAUUAUCAAAAACGAUAUUUUGCUGAACAAAGCAUUAACAGAUCUAAACAGCCUCAUGAAUUUAGCUUCUGAAAUCGAAUUGCUCUAUGAUAAGGACAGCUCAGCGAAAACUGCCACCAAAUCGCCGUUUCUAGUUGUUGAUCGAGAAAAAUUUCUGAACAAGUCAUUGUUCAUAGACGAAAUAGCCAGAGAGGUAUACGAUUUCAUUAUGUCAGAGUUCAAGGAGCAGAAGGAAAGGGAAGGAGUAAUUCUGAUAACAUUAGUGGAUGUUUAUGCGCUUUACAAUAAGUCUAUGCGAAUCGGGACGGGCUUAGUAUCACCCCAAGAGCUUCGAGAGGCAUGCGAGAAAUUCGAAAAGCUGGGUCUUCGAGAUUUGACAUUGAAAAAGCUCAAUAAUAGAGUUCUGUGCGUUUCUUCAGGCGAUUCGUUCGAUUUUAUCAAGGGCAAAAUUUUGAAAAUCGUCAGUGCGGUGCCGGGCGCCGACCUUUUACAAUUAACACAGAAACUCAACUCAAGCAGUUCUAAUGCAUGGACCGUUGGAAUCAUCAUGGAAGUGCUACAAAAUUGUGUUAACGAGGGUAAUUUAUUGAUAGAUGAGCAAAUAUCCGGUAUUCACUAUUAUGUAAACUGUGAUUGGAAAAUCAAUUAA